AUGCAGAUGUUUUUGAUUAUCUUUAUACUGUUUGGUUGGGGAAGUUCACCUAUUCCAUUAGAUUCGGUUGAUGCUUUUUGGAGAAAGCUUGAUUUGACGCCUUCUAUAUCUGUGGAAUAUGGUGAUCUUAAUGUUGAUCAUCGUAUGCAAAGGUUUAAAGAGAUAUACAACACUCAACCAGAUCAUAUCAAAUAUAAUUAUUUAAGGAGAAUGGAUGAGAUAACUGAUCCAUCAACGAAUUUGAUCAAUGAACCUUUGGUUAAGAAAAAUAACCGUGGACGCCCAAAAAUAAAGCGUGUCCAACAUCAAAGUCAAGCUACUCACAGAUACAGUUGUUCAGACUUAAACCAGGAGCCACCAUGGUAUAGUUCAUCCUUUAUGGACUUGAACGAUGAUCCGGCCAGACAUAGUUCAUUCGUCAUGGGUUCACUUAAACGAGGAACCACUAGGGCAGUGUUCAUACCAGACAGACAUGAACGAGGAUCCGAUAGGCCAAUGUUCAUACAAGAUUGA
Messenger RNA from Lactuca saligna, 513 nucleotides. The record is from the annotation of a GenBank genome assembly. NCBI's taxonomy places the organism in Eukaryota, Viridiplantae, Streptophyta, Magnoliopsida, Asterales, Asteraceae.